This is a messenger RNA of Calliphora vicina (urban bluebottle blowfly), 422 nucleotides long. It is a transcript of the gene ubl, whose product is annotated as Ubiquitin-like protein 5. The transcript is spliced from 3 exons. Gene Ontology annotation, biological process: mRNA splicing, via spliceosome; protein modification process. Lineage: Eukaryota; Metazoa; Arthropoda; Insecta; Diptera; Calliphoridae. The record is from RefSeq and is a predicted model, not a curated record. Gene Ontology annotation, cellular component: cytoplasm; nucleus. The coding region runs from base 85 to 306 and encodes 73 amino acids. Gene Ontology annotation, molecular function: protein tag activity; protein binding.
AAUAUUUGUUAGACCUAAACGUUUUGCAUUUUAGAAAAAAAAGUGCGGAAAUCUAUAUAAGUUCUUUAAUAAAACUCUGCAAAAAUGAUAGAAAUUACUUGUAAUGAUCGUUUGGGUAAAAAGGUUCGUGUGAAAUGUAAUCCGGAUGAUACUAUUGGUGACCUCAAGAAAUUGAUUGCUGCUCAAACUGGAACAAAAUAUGAUAAAAUCGUUUUAAAGAAAUGGUAUACCAUCUAUAAGGACAAUAUUAGACUAUCUGACUAUGAAAUCCAUGAUGGCAUGAAUUUGGAAUUAUACUAUCAAUAAGCGUACAAUAAGUUCAAAAUAAUUUAUAAAUCUGCAAAUUUUUUUACUACCUUUAAUAGACAUGAAAUUGAAUUUAAUAAACAUAAAAUAAAACAAAGAAUGAUAUGAUAAACUAA